AUGCUUCGGAACCCUGAGAGCAACGUGAAGAAGCUGGCGGAGUUCAUGGGGUGCGCCUUCUCCGUCCAGGAGGAGGCAACCGGGGUCGUGCAGGACAUCGUGGAGCUGUGCAGCCUCGAGAGUCUCAAGAACAUGGACGUGAACAAGAGUGGCAGCCAUGGUCCAUUGGCGCACGAGUCCUUCUUCAGGAAGGGUGUGCCCGGGGACUGGAGCAACCACAUCACUCCGGCCAUGGCGGAGAGGCUGGAUAAGAUCGUCGAGGACGCGCUGCAAGGCUCGGGAUUCACCUUUGACGUCAGAGAGGCGUCUGCAUGA
Molecule: messenger RNA, 315 nt
Organism: Triticum turgidum subsp. durum (durum wheat)
Lineage: Eukaryota; Viridiplantae; Streptophyta; Magnoliopsida; Poales; Poaceae
Source: the annotation of a GenBank genome assembly